CCAUUGCCAAUUUAUUUGUGAAAAAUAACUUGGUCUACCAAUGGUCGUCUAUGAUUCAACAAAAUAUGGCGGCUGUCGUAGCAACAGCCGAUAUGACGAUUCAAAAGAAUUCUCAGAUUUUAGUAAAUGUUGAAGAAGCGCUAGCUGAUUUAAUUGUUGUAUCGUACUGCACUGACGAUAAAAAGUUCCAAGGUGUGCUUCUGGACUCCAACAAAGGUAACUUGCCUUUUGGAGUGUAUAGCCUCAACCCAGCAUUCUCAAAACAGGCUGUGCCUACAAAUGAAAGCGAUAAAUUGCAUUCCGUUAGUCAAAGGUUCACAUACCAAGAACCCCAAUAUGAGGGAGAAAACUCACAAAAAUCAAAAAAGCCUGGUCCUAAGGGUAAGCAGCAGCAAAAGAUGACCGUCCGACUAAGACCUCGGAAGGUCUUAUGUUCAAAUUGCCAAGGGAUUUGUAAUGAGAACAACGAAAACGUAGACGUGUCUAAAAAACGUAAGAUGGAAUCUGAUGACGAUACGUCUCGCCUCUCUGAGUCAUCAAGGACGGAAAAAAAGUAUUUGAUGGGCAGCAUGCUCAUACCUAAGCUGUCCAGGCUACAACCAAGCGAAAUCACAAGUGCUGUGAGAGGGGCACCAAAAGUUUCCAACAAGGCUAGUGAAAAACAAAUUAAAAGUGAGAAAUCUAGUAAUGAGACAGUAACACAGGAACUGGCUUUUGUCAGUGUUUCUGACGACUUGGACGCCGAUAAAGAAGAAGAUAUGAAAGACGAAAAUGAUAUUUCUUUCAGCUCCAUGUUCUCAAGUGCAAAGACACUUAAAAUAUGUUUUGGGGAAGGUGAAGGGACAGUUGUAAAAAUACCACCACUUACUGGCGACUUCAAUGAAGACUCAGGUGUAUCUUGUGAUAUGGGGAAGCCAACAAAACCUGAUUCCAAAGCGGCUAAGAAGGCCCUAAAGAAAGCUAAAAAACAGGCAAAGAAAACUAGCUCAGUAGAAAAAAGUCAAAGUAUGCAAUCGCCCAAACAUAUAGGAGCGUUAUCACCUCAUAACAAUGCCUCCAGUCCAACACUAGAUCCUUUAGAAAAGAAACACAAGCAUAAAGUAAAACACAAAAAAAAGUACAAAAAUCAGAAGAAGCGUGAUGAGAACACAAGUAAAUGUACUGACAGUGAAUCUGUGGACUAUUUUAGUGAUAUUAAAGAGCAUUGUAUGAACCAGAAGUUGUCAAUAAGCUUACGAAGAUUAAGUAGUAAUUCACACGAGAAGCAGAUUGAGAAUGAUCCUAUAGAAAGUGGUUCGGAUGACUGCGACAAUGAAAUGGUGCCAGAUUUCCCUACAAAUGGUACGGAGGGUGUUGGUGGUAGGUUACUGAGGGUUUCUCCAGGGGAUGUGGUGUGGGGUAAGGUGGUAGGGUUUCCCUGGUGGCCGGGAAGGGUUCUCAGUGUCACACCCACAUCAAGGGCCCAUGUGGCUUGGUAUGCUUCAACCACAUCAUCAUUAAUGCCAUGUGAUAGCUUGAGUCCAUUUUUAGAAGAUUUUAAGAUACGCUUCCUAAAGAAAAAACGGGGACCAUACAAAGAGGCUGUGAAACAAGCUACAAUCGAAGCUAAGAAAAAUGAAUCUCACGUAAGUGAUCCACUUGCGAGUCCCACGCACACCCUGGCAACUGUCUCACCCCAACCCAUCGAUGUGUUCUCCUAGACGUAAGAUGCAUCCGAAUUUAUUCAAAGUCAUUGUGAUAUUUAAUAAUUACUUGAAUUAUCUGCACAAAUAGGUUCUUAAUACUAUUUAGUUGUUGCACUGAAAAUUUAUUUUUUAUGUCUUGAGAUAAAAUUGUUAUUUUUAUAGACUUCUUGAAUGUAUAAACCAAAUUACCAACUACCUCUUUAGCUGUAAAAGAUAGGUAAUUUAAAAAAUAUAUGUAUUUUACAUUGGUUUCUUGCUUUUGUGAUAAGCAGUUCUAAUGUUGUAAUUUUUUUUAAUCUAUGAUUAUGAAUGUUUCUAAUUUAUGAUUUCUAAUCAAGAACAAUAAUGAUAUCUCUUAAAUUGUUUCAAAAGUGACUUCAUUUUCAGUGUAGCAACUAUUCAAUUUAAAUGUUAACAAAUAUAGACCAACGAUUUAAAUAUGUUGGUUUUCUUAUAAGGCUGGAUUAUCAAUAUCUUUGGUCAUUGCGAGAACUUGGCAGGUAUCCUAAUCAUUCUCACCAAACUUAAUGGCGACUCGCAACUCACUACCGAGAGGACAAUAGCUCUCGCAUACCUACAUCAGCUGCUGAUACCAAAAAUAGUUUACACCUCGCGCGAUAUUCCAAGGCCCCAUUAAGUUUGGUCCAUACUAAACCAAUAUUUCAGACACAAUGAACUGCAAAGGUAGCAUUCUCUAGUUCGGCUUUCAGUGUAAGAAAUUAAAAGUGUGAAUAGAUAUUUUACUGUGUAUU
Molecule: messenger RNA, 2437 nt
Organism: Helicoverpa zea (corn earworm)
Lineage: Eukaryota; Metazoa; Arthropoda; Insecta; Lepidoptera; Noctuidae
Product: PWWP domain-containing protein 2A-like
Exons: 4
Coding region: 51-1700 (549 amino acids)
Cellular component (GO): chromocenter; nucleus
Molecular function (GO): chromatin binding
Source: RefSeq, a predicted model, not a curated record